AGGUCGCUGUGUUCCUCGAUAACCUGGUGCACACCGUGGAGCACUUUCACAUCGGUCAGUUGGCUUCGCGAUGGCCAAGAAAAUACGUGUUGCGCGUGGAUCCGUGUGUCUCGUGUGCUAAGUUGUACAUCGCGAAUUUAAAUGAUAUCAAGUUGAUUUGAACAGUAUGAUGGUUGCAAUGACCGCAAUGCUCGUGUCUGUCGCAGAACUGUCAAAUAUUUUUUCGGUGUUGGCGGUUUUAAUAUGUUUCUGUGCAAUGGUUUUAUUUAUAAUGAGGAACAUGAUGGUGUUCCGACUGCACGGCGAGGAGCUGAUAUUCGGUAGCUCUGUGCAUCAGGUGCAGCACCAGAUUCCACAGAUGAAGAUGAUGAAGGUGCACAUCCCCUUCACCUUCAAGCUCACCGACGCCUCAAAGUCCUCAUAUUCUGAUUUGCAGUGUCUGCAAUUGUACCUGGCAACAGGGAAUCCUUUAAGUUACGAGGAUGAGCCAACAGCACCUCUUGUUUGCCCUCAAGAGGAAGAGGAGCGAUCUGUCUGGACUACAGCAGGAGAACAGCUGUGUGUUGUGUGUCAGUACUUCCCACUGUCUCGAGCUCUUCUACCGUGUCGCCACACCUGCAUUUGUGCAUCGUGCUUCAGCAAGUUGGACCGGUGUCCCAUGUGCCGCAGCCCCAUCCGCAGCUACUUCUGCAUCAGAGGGGAAGACUACAUGCCGUCCGAGCCCUGUGCUCCUGCCACUAAGCCCCCUCCAAUGCUUCAGUGGCUGCAGGACCUCAACGACAGGCUCACGGACUUGCUUGGCUUCCAGAGAUGAAAGAUCAGUGCAAACAAUUUUUUUGCUGACAGAAGAACAUUGGCGGUUGUUUAACUUUCAAAACUGAUGGUGGAGUGAAUACAUGCAAUAUGUAAAUUUAUUGACUCAUUAUCACGGAGGUUUUGAGAAAUAAAGACAGUUGGACACAAUACAUUUUAUAAUUUGGAAUUGGUGUAUGCUAACUGAUGAAAUGCUAAGACCACCAGAAUUAUUUUUGAUAAUGAAAUUUCAUAGCACCUGUUAUGGUGGGUAGCAGUUGUAUGAGAGUAGAAAAACAGUAUCUGUAGACUGAAAACUGUGUUUUUCUAUCAUCACAAUUAUUGUUUUAUAUAGGUCAAUACCACACAGGUAUAAGUCAUAAAUUACUCAGGGCUGACAAAUGUGGACUCUUUUGAAGUCAGUUCUUUGUAGUAAAGAAUACUUGGUAAGUGAUAGGAUGGGAAACUAAUUAAAAUCUGGUAAUUAAAAUGACACUUUAAUAGAUUCAACUUGUACUUUCUUCAAAAUAUACAUCACAAAUUAUUCUAAGUGCUUUGAUGUAGGUCAGCCCUUUCAAACAAACAAUUUUAUCUGAGAUUAAAAAAGAAUCUUGUAAUUAAAUUGCAUUUUUCCUCUCUUGUAAAUGAACUUUCUAAUACUUGUAGUACUUUAUAAAUGUAACCUUAAAAAAUAAUCUCAAAUGCACAAAGACUAUUGUUUGGUGAGCAUAUGUUUGCUUUAAUUUGUAUGCUCCCGUUUUGACUUAUUAUUAGAAUAUGGGAUGAUAAUUUACUUCCAAGACACCUUGUAGAAUAGUAGAAUAUUAAUAGUGCUUUUUAUCUAUCAAUUUUGUUACAUUUAAGCAAAUUUGAUGCUAUAUUUUCAAUCUUAACCUUGAGUUACUCUAUUUUAAUGCAUAAUGAGUCUUUGGCACUGUCGCCAGUUGUAGUGAAUGCAUUAUGACUAGAGCAGUAUUUUAAGUGUGUGUUGAUUCUGUGAAAAACAAAAGUUUCUUUCCCACUUGUUUCUUUCCUUUCUGUUUUCUUUUUCCUUUUAUUUUUCUUCUCCAACUAUGUGACAGGUAAUGAGAACUGAGCUUUUGAAUGUUUUGUAAGGCUCUAAUUGAUGGUACAUUUAAGAUUAAUUAGAAAAGGCAAAUCUUCAUAGUUCCAAUAAAUUCUUUGCUGUUAACAUGUGUAUAGUCUGUGAUAAAAAUAGAUUUUUGUAAAAAAAAUAUUUAUUUGAAAAAUAUACGUUUAGAAACUAAUAAAAGCAUAAUUCAAUUUAUUACAUACCUGCAAUCCUUCAUGUGUGUGUUUUUGUACCAGUUACACUGCUAUAUA
Gryllus bimaculatus (two-spotted cricket) is the source of this 2136-nucleotide messenger RNA. Lineage: Eukaryota; Metazoa; Arthropoda; Insecta; Orthoptera; Gryllidae. The record is from the annotation of a GenBank genome assembly.